AUGGCGGAGCUUCAUAGUGAGCUUAACUCACAUUUUGAUCUCCAUAAAAUAGCCUUAACAGUUGCGCCCAAUUCCGGAAGAGCAGCGGGCGAAUUCUGGGCAGCUAUACUCGAACCCGAUAAGAAUGUCUCAAAUUUGAGCUCAGAAGAUUUCCAUUGGUUCAAGGUUAAAGGCAAACAUACUGUCGCAAAAGUGCAGAAAGCAUACCACAAGAAGUGUGGUGUUACGAUUCUCCUUCGUCAAGGAGAUCGAGUGAUACCAUCGACAACCCAGAUGCAGCAAAUUAAUCAUUUCAAGGAUGAUAUCAUCAUUUUUUCGAGCAAAAGUACAUCUGAAGACGAUAAUGCUGACCUCAGCCGAACGCCAUUACAGUCAAUUGAUGCUGCUAGCCAGAAUCGUAUGCAGACCCCUUCUCGAACACCUGUCAAAGCCGAGACUGGAUCUGCAUCGAGGCCGGUGAAAAUGAAGGCAGAACCAGACCUUUCAACUGUCUCCCCAAGCCCCUUCAAAACUCCCGCCAUCUCUCGCACGUUGCCUGAAGCUGGGACACCCGCAUCUUCCGGAUCAAGUUCAAGAUUAGGUCAACUUGACAUUCCUGCACCAGCACCUACUACUGGCUAUGAUGUCUUUGCUGUAUCUCAACGUGAUUAUCAUAGGAAUUCCAAACUUACAGCUGUUAAUGCUUCUGCGCCGAAUGCCCUCUUAGGUUAUGAAUCUUUCGCUGAAGUUCAUCGUGCAAAUUAUACAAGCUCAUCCGCCACACCCGCUGAAAUUGAGUCUUCGUUGCGGAAAAUUUGGGACAAAAUGUCAAGUGAUACUCGGGAGUACUAUUCAACAAAGGAUGCCCAAAAAUCGAACACCCCCGUGUCCAACAAUAGCCUUUUGUUGCCUGCACCUGCGGUCGAUACCAAGCCCUUGCCAGGAAGUUUUAGUCUCUCUUCUAAUAACCGCUCAAGAUCCGUGACCAAAGAUGAUCUUGUGAUGAAACCUGACGACUAUAGCUCAGCAUUUAAGGAUGAAGGUGGCAGCCCAGAACCAGAACCACAAACUUUAGAGCUCGCGAAGCUUAGGCUUCAACAUAUCAUGGAAGACGGUUCUCCAGAAAUACUUGAACAGGAAGUGAAAAAGACAAAUGAUUUCCUCGAUGCUUUGAAGAAUCAUUUUAAAGUACCCGAAGCGGAAUCACACCCAGACACAAGUCAUUGGCUUCAACAGAUUGACACUUUGCAAGCUCAAGUUGUAAAUACUCCCACAAUCAUCGGUGUCGUUGGCAAUACCGGUGCGGGUAAGAGUAGUGUUAUUAAUGCCAUGCUUGAUGAAGAACGCUUAGUGCCCACCAAUUGCAUGCGCGCUUGUACUGCGGUCGUUACGGAGAUGUCGUGGAAUUUUAGCGACGACCCGAGCAAGAAGUAUAGAGCAGAGAUAGAGUUUAUCAAAGAAUCUGAUUGGGAGAAAGACCUCAAGGUAUCUUUGAAUGAGCUUAUUGAUGCGUCCGGAAAUGUCUCAAGAGAUUCUACAAAUGCAGACACUGAAGCUGGAAUUGCAUAUGCAAAGAUCAAGGCUGUUUACCCAAAUAAGACGCAUGAAAUGCUAGCAAAUUCCACUGCGGAGGAGCUCCUUGCGGAAGGCGAUGUUCGCACAGUCCUCGGAACCACCAGAACCAUUGAAAAAUCCUACCCUGAGUUUUUCUACAAAGAACUUCAGCGCUAUGUCGACAGUAAAGAAAAGUCUACGGGUGAGAAGGGUCGACCUAGUGAGAAGAAAAAAGAGAAGAGAACCAUGGAAUUUUGGCCUUUGAUUAAAGUCGUGAGAAUAUUCGUUAAAGCCGAUGCUCUCUCCACUGGUGCUGUUAUUGUCGACCUGCCUGGUGUUCAUGACUCGAAUGCUGCUCGUGCUGCUGUGGCAGCUGGCUACAUGAAACAAUGCACCGGUUUAUGGGUUUGUGCGCCUAUUAAUCGAGCAGUCGAUGAUAAGGCUGCGAAAUCUCUCUUGGGAGAAUCUUUUAAACGCCAACUCAAGUAUGAUGGGCAAUUUUCGAGAAUCACAUUCAUUUGCUCCAAAACUGACGAUAUCUCUGUCCUUGAAGCUUCCGAUUCGUUGGGUCUAGAGGAUGCUAUGGCGGAAGAUUACGCGAUGAUCGAUCAGAUUGACAAGCAAGUUGAUGAAUUGAAUGCGAAGAUUGCAGAUCUUAAGGAAAAAAUCGAUGUCUAUAGUGGAGUUUACAAUGAUGCAGACGAGAGUCUAGAUAUUUGGGAUGAUUUAAGGCGAGACAUAGAUGCAGGUGAGGCCGUUUAUGUCCCGAAGGCUGCGCCUGAAAAGUCUCCCAAGCGAAAGCGUUCUCCCUCCUCAAGCAAAUCGCGCAAGAAGAUGAAGAUUUCCGAAAACGAGGAUGAUGAUGAUUCCAUUAAUGAUGACGAUGAGGACCAGGAAGAUGAUGAACUUUCCGAUGACGAAACCGACGCCGAAGCCGAGGAAGAAGACCUCGACAAAGGCGAUCCUUUGAAAAUUGAAGACAUUGAACAAAAGAUUGAUGAUCUCAAAGACACCAAAAAGCAAGCUCGGAAGGAGAAGGUUGCCUUGGAAUUGGAAAUCAAAGAAGUCAAAAAACAAUCGAAAGAAUUGAACCAGCAAAGAAAGGAAAUCGACACCAGAAUGCGCGCCAUUUGUAUUGACGGUCGAAACAAGUAUUCAAAAGGAGCUAUCCAACAAGACUUUGCUGCUGGUAUCAAAGAGCUUGAUAUGGAAAACGCCGAAGAGGAAGAUGCUGAGAAUUUCAACCCUAAUGAAGACAUGAGAGAUUAUGAUGCCGUAGCUCGAAGUCUUCCUGUGUUUUGCGUUAGUAGCAGAGCCUACCAGCAGCUGAAUGGAAGAUUGCGGAAGGAUGCCAAGAUUCCAGGUUUCCGCGCUGUCGAGGAGACCCAGGCACAUUGCAAAAAACUUACGGAAGCUGGUCGAAGUGCUACCUGUCGUAGAUUCCUCAAUGCUCUUCUCCAGCUUGUCUUAUCCUUGUCCUUAUGGUCAAACAACGAUGGAACUAAUAUCAAUCUUUCAGAUUCACAAAAAAUGGCCCAAGCAAGCUGGCUUCAGAAGAAUUUAAAAGAAUUGGAGAGAAGUCUCGAUGGGGCAGUCGGAAGUUGCGUUGCUGACAUGAAUGAUGCUUUAACCGAAAAUAUAUUUGAGAAAUUCAGCGAGGCCAUUCCAUUGGCUGCGGAACAGGCACCUAGCAUUGCUGCGAAAUGGGGUGCUCCUGUCAACAAGGUCGAUCGUGCAGCUGGUGGUUUGUAUUUUCAGACAUACAGAGCUGCGUAUAAUUUCAACAGCGAUUUGACGGAGCCAAUUAUGAAACACUUGGCAAAUCAUUGGGAAAAAAAUUUCUCCAGGAGAAUUCCUUCCGUGCUUCGAAGUUUUACCACAAAAACCAAUUUGAUUCUAAAGAAUUUCCAUCAGGCGGUUGAGAGUAGGAGCCGCAAAAAUGGUACAGGAAUCGCUGGCUUGGCGAUGUUGGCUCAACAACUACGCACGUAUGAAUCAAGCUUCUCAAUCCUAAACAUAGAGAUGAUCGAAGCUAUCAACAGUCUACAACGUGAUGCCAAUCGAGAGUUUGUUCCAGUAAUAGCUCAGAACUUGGCCUCAUCGUAUCAUCAUUGUGCUGGCGAAAGCGGAGUUGGCAUGUAUAAGCGCAUUAAAGACCAUUUGGGUAAUGAAAUUCAACAAAAACGAAACUCCAUGUUCAAAGAAAGUUGCGAUGAAGUCAAAACCAGACUCAAUAAGAUGUGUCGACAGGUUGAAGAAAGUAUGAACAACAAAACCGACGAAGUCUUUUUGCUCAUGCGCAGAGAUUACUUGCAAGUUCUUAAUGGUGCUCAAGUAAGUGUUGAUGUAAUGCCUAAAUGGGAACGUCACAUGCGAUCACAAAUUUCUCUUGUUCUCGCCACGUUUGACAAAGAUGAAGGGGAGAAGAUUGCUACUGGUGUGAAGGAUGAAGUUAUUGAAGAUGAAAUUUUCAAAGACACUAAGGCCGAAGAUCUUGAUAGCAUCAAGAAGGAUGGGUCUGCGGAGGCUAGCGCGGUUCAAGAUAAUGAAGUUGAGGUUGAUGCCAUGGGACUGGAGGAGGCAAAUGCUCCUACCGUAAAGAGCGAGCAAUUCACGGAUGAUCGGACUGAUGACAGUAAGGCACCUGAAAUUCGUGAAGCAGAUACCAAUGCCAGCUCAUCUGUAAUGGGCGUCCAUGGUCCAGCUACCGAAGCCUCGCCUUCUGAUUUGCCUUCAACCGAUAUUCUUGCCUAG
Messenger RNA from Sclerotinia sclerotiorum 1980 UF-70, 4287 nucleotides. RefSeq lists its product as hypothetical. The record is from RefSeq and is a predicted model, not a curated record. The transcript is spliced from 14 exons. Bases 1 to 4287 code for a protein of 1428 amino acids. Lineage: Eukaryota; Fungi; Ascomycota; Leotiomycetes; Helotiales; Sclerotiniaceae.